Orycteropus afer afer is the source of this 2430-nucleotide messenger RNA. Its product is annotated as protocadherin gamma-B7. Lineage: Eukaryota; Metazoa; Chordata; Mammalia; Tubulidentata; Orycteropodidae. Gene Ontology annotation, molecular function: calcium ion binding. The record is from RefSeq and is a predicted model, not a curated record. Gene Ontology annotation, biological process: homophilic cell-cell adhesion. Gene Ontology annotation, cellular component: plasma membrane.
AUGGGAGGGAGCUGCGCGCAGAGGCGCCCGGCCGGCCGGCGGCAGGUACUGUUCUCCUUCCUGCUGCCUUUGUUCUGCCCCGCGCUCUGCGAGCCGAUCCGCUACGCGAUUCCCGAGGAGCUGGCCCAGGGCUCGGUAGUGGGAAAGCUCGCCAGAGACUUAGGUCUCAGUGUCCUGGAUGUGUCAGCUCGGAAGCUGAGAGUUAGCGCAGAGAAGCCGCAUUUCAAGGUAGACGUGGAGAGCGGGGACUUGCUUGUGAAGGACCGAAUAGACCGUGAGCAGAUAUGCAGGGAGAGAAGGAUUUGUGAGUUGCAGUUGGAAGCCGUGGUUGAAAAUCCUUUAAACAUUUUUCAUGUCGUUGUGGUUGUUGAGGAUAUUAAUGACCACGCCCCUCAAUUCCGUAAAGAUGAAAUAAACUUAGAAAUCAGUGAAUCUGCCAGUCCAGGCAUGGGAACAAUUCUUGAGUCUGCCAAAGAUCCCGACAUUAAUAUGAAUUCACUGAACAAAUACCAAUUAAGUCCUAAUGAGUAUUUCUCCUUGGUGGUGAAAGAAAAUCCCGAUGGUGGCAAAUAUCCAGAAUUACUGUUACAGAAGACCCUGGACCGAGAAAAACAGAGCGCUCACCACUUGAUCCUGACGGCUUUAGACGGCGGGGACCCUCCCCGAAGCGGCACCGCACAGAUCCGGAUCCAUGUAGUGGAUGCCAAUGAUAACCCUCCUGUGUUCAGCCAGGACGUGUACAGGGUCAGCCUGAUGGAAGACGUGCCCCCAGGCACCUCGGUGCUUCGGGUGAAGGCCACCGACCGGGAUGAGGGUGUCAAUGCGGAAGUCACCUACUCCUUACUAGAUGUGGCUGACAAAGCUCAGCACGUGUUCUCUCUGGAUUCCACUACAGGAGACAUUGUAACUAACCAGUCCUUGGAUUUUGAAGAAGUAGAAAGAUACACAAUGGGUGUGGAAGCAAAGGACCGGGGAUCUCUUUCUACACAGUGUAAAAUAAUUAUAGAAGUUCUGGACAAAAACGACAACCGCCCAGAAAUCAUACUCACCUCUCUCUCUGAUCAGAUUUUGGAGAAUUCCCGCCCCGGAAUGGUGGUAGCCCUUUUCAAAACACGGGACCGAGAUUCUGGGGAAAAUGGAGAAGUCUUGUGUCAUAUAGGAAGAGAUGUUCCUUUCAAGAUUCAUUCUUCUUCUAAGAAUUACUAUAAGCUUAUAACAGACGGGGCCCUAGACCGGGAGCAGACCCCAAAGUAUAACGUCACCAUCACGGCUCUCGACCGGGGUAAACCACCCCUGUCCUCCACCAUAAGCCUCAUUUUGCACGUUGCCGACGUCAACGACAAUGCACCAGUUUUCCAACAGUCCGCCUACGUGGUUCAUGUGCCUGAAAAUAAUCCUCCCGGCGCCUCCAUAGCGCAAGUCAGCGCUUUGGAUCCGGACCUGGGGCCAAAUUGCCAAGUGUCCUACUCCAUAGUAGACAGCGACCUGGAGCCGCGGGCGCUGUCGUCCUACGUGUCCGUGAGCGCGCAGAGCGGCGUGGUGUUCGCGCAGCGCUCCUUGGACCACGAGCAGCUGCGCGCCUUCGAGCUGACGCUGCAGGCGCAUGACCAGGGCUCGCCCGCGCUCAGCACCAACGUGAGCCUGCGUGUACUGGUGGGCGACCUUAACGAUAACGCGCCCAGGGUGCUGUACCCGACGCUGGGGCCUGAUGGCUCAGCGCUUUUCGACAUGGUGCCGCGCGCGGCUCAGCCAGGCUACCUGGUCACCAAGGUGGUGGCGGUGGAUGCAGACUCCGGGCACAACGCCUGGCUGUCCUACCACGUGCUGCAGGCCAGCGAGCCCGGACUCUUCAGCCUGGGGCUGCGCACGGGCGAGGUGCGCACGGCUCGCGCCUUGAAUGACAAGGACGCGUCCCGCCAACGCCUGCUGGUCGCCCUACGCGAUGGAGGACAGCCUCCUCUCUCGGCCACAGCCACGCUGCUCUUGGUCUUCGCAGACAGCCUGCAGGAAGCCCUGCCGGACCUCAGAGACCACACUGAGCCCUCUGAUCCCCAGGCCGAGCUGCAGUUUUAUCUGGUGGUAGCCUUGGCCUUGAUCUCCAUGCUGUUCCUCCUCGCUGUGAUUCUGGCUAUUGCAUUGCGCCUGCGACGCUCCUCCUCCAACGCCACCAGGGGCUGCUAUAGGUCUGUUCUCUGUGCCAAGUCUGAUCCCAGGGUUCCUCCCAACUACAGUGAGGGAACACUACCCUAUGCCUAUAAUUUGUGUGUGCCUGGCGAUCAAGCUAAUCCAGAAUUUAAUUUUCUCACAUCUGUGGAUUAUUGUCCAGCCACUCAAGAUAAUCUCAACAAAAACAGCUCCUCAGUGCUAUUGGCUAACAUUUUAACACCCAGUGUUGAAGCAGAUAAGUCUUUUAAACAGGUAAGUGUUUAA